AUGGCACUUGAGCCUUCAACUCCAGUAGAACUGCGCUUCAGAGGUUCAACUCGUGGGUCGCGUUCCGAGCGUGCAUCCUUGCUACCUACAGAGCCGGCACAUUGGUAUGCUCCCGGUGGACUGCGCGAUCCCGGAGGGCAGGUGAACAGCAUCAGUGUCGACGAGCUCCACGAGGCUGCUCUCAGAGGAGACAUUCAGCUUGUGCGCAAGUUUAUCGAAGCAGGUGCUCCUGUGAAUGCUCCUCUGCGAGUUGCGGGAGGGGAUGAGUACGUAACUCUCCUGCAUGUGAUCUCAGCAAGACGCUCAUUGCCGAACGGGCCAGGAAUCGUCUACGAGCUCAUCUAUGGAAAGGCUAACCCCAAUGCACGCAGCACUCUGGGUUCCACGCCGCUGAUGUUCGCCUGCUUUCACAAGAAUGCACCCCUGGUGGAGGUAUUGUUGGACACUGAAGCAGAUCCAGAUGCUGUGGAUGAUCAUGGCAAGACAGCUCUUCGCUAUGCCGUCUCCCUGCAGGGCAAGGAUGGACCGCAUGAUGAAGAAGAAAAGAGUGCCCAGAUCAUCGAAAUACUGGAAGAGAACGGGGGCGAUCUUGACAAAGGUGGAAGCCUGUCGCCGAUCGCGGAGGCGGUCCUGCAGGAGAACGGCGCAGCAGUUACGCAGCUUUUGGCGCUGGGUGCUGUGUCAGAUGGUCUCAUCUAUGCCGUUUCCGAGAAGCCGUUGAGAGUCGUCAAGGAGCUGAUCCGUGGGGGAGCAAACCCCUUCGUGCAAGAUUCGGAUGGCCGGACUUGCAUGGAGUUGGCAGAGGAGCGGGGAGACGAGGCCGUGAAGGACUGCUUGCAACGCUACAUUGCUGAGCUCGAGAGGUCGCGAAGCCAGCAUCUGAAGUCGAAACCGUUCAGCGGCGACCGCAGAUGGCCCACCGUCAGAGCCCGUGAGCAGUCUCAGUGGCUGGCUUCGGGGCACUGCAAGUCCGAAGUUCAGGAGAGCAACGUGAACAUCGUGCUCCCCCUUUCGCUUGAUCGACCACUCUCGGAGCCGACACCGACUGCACAGCUAGUGCGUCUUCAGGUCAAACUGCUGCUGGACAACCCCGUUUUUCAGGCCGUGUUGACUACAAACCUGGUCCUCGCCCUCUUCCUGCCUGAUUUCUGGGUAAUUUUAGCAAUGCAAGGCAGGACGGCCCUGGACGUUGCCCUUGUCUUGAUUUUCUUGACUUUUGCAAUUGAAUUCGGAGCGCAUGUGAUUGCGUUUCCAAACACCUACAUCGGCUCGUACACUUUCUGCACUGACAUCAUCAGCAUGCUGUCUGUUCCGUUGGAUUUCUCCUUGGUGGCAGACAACUUCGUUGGUCUUUUUGAGGGUUCCGGGCUGGCUCGCGUCACGAAGUUUGCAAAGCUGAGCGCACGCGCUGUGCGCCUGUCAAGGCUUACGAAGCUGCUCCGCUUUCUCCCUGGGUCGCGCAAGCAGCUCGAAAUGGAGAGGAGCCGUCAAGGUCCAGCCAAAGAAAUAUCGCUGGAGUUGAUGGCUGACCUGUCGCUCAAGGUAGCCAUGCUGAUCAUUGGCUUGGUGUUGGUUCUGCCCUUGCUAGACUUCUUCAAGUAUCCUCCGGACGAUAACUCCAUGGCCACAUGGACCAGCCAGCUCUACUGGACGUCAAAGACACAUCCAGAGGAUGCUAUGGCGGUCAUUGAGGACAUGAGGCAGUUUUACAACGUCUUGGAAUACCAUCCCUUCCAAGUGAUGUAUUCCAUCAACAACACACAAAUCUCUCACGUGAUCGCGAGCGCAACUGCCCCUAUGAGGGAAGCCGAUAUUGUGACUUUGGAGAAAGAGGAUGCUGCAAUCAAAUUCAACUUCAGGGCACCUAUUCUGGCCGAGGCUGUUCUGAAUGUGGUGCUGAUGUUCAUUGUCAUACUCUUUAUCUUUGUUGCAUCCGGUGGUGUUGCUUCUGCCGUGUCCUACACUGUCCUUUCUCCGGUCGAAGAUCUUCUGGAAAUUGUGCAUUCUACUGCUAUGCAGAUUUUUGACGCAGUGGAACACAUGGCGAUCUACUUCGUCAAGGAUUAUUCGAACCAGCAGAGUACACAUGUGGAAGCAGAGGACGAGGGGAGGACUCGCUUCUCCCACGAAGUGCGCUUACUGGCCAAGGUUCUCAAGAAGUUGGAUCUCUUGACAUUGAUUGCCAAUGCAAAGAGACCAGUAGAUGAGUUCGAACAGCUUGGUGACGGGCCAUGUGCUUUCUUGCCAGACUACGCAACGUACGCAGCCGCAAGGCAUCAGCGCAUGCUGCCUCGCUCAGACUCUGAAGCAGAACGCGAAGAGAGUGAGCUCCCUGUGCUGAUGGAGAGUAUUGGACAAGAGCUUGGUCCAGCAGAGAUCUCGCGCAAUGAUUUCUUUUCCUGGGACUUCAACAUUGCAGAGUUGAAUAUCGGGCAACGAGCUUCCCUUGCACGGUGUUUGGUGACGAUGUUCAACGAAAGACAAGCGGUCAGUGUGACCAAAUACACCUGCCACUGUGAGUUCGUGAAGGAAUUAGAGCAUCAAUUUCGAGAUGAGGAGGAAGUUCCGUUUCAUAAUUGGAUCCAUGCGGUCGACGUGGCUUUCUCGCUGCACAUCGUCUUUAACGUUACCUCUGCGGCCAACUUCCUUGCACUCCAUGAACGCCAUGCCCUCAUGCUGGCAGCUCUAGCACAUGAUGUUGGUGUCAACAACAGCUUUCUCCGCGACUCCAGUCACGAGCUGGCAUUGCUGUACAACGACCAGUCCUGCCUGCAGAACAUGUCCUGUGCCAAGCUUUUCCGCCUCGCGAGUUCUCCUGAAACAGCGAUCUUCAGUAACUUCGACGAGCCCACUCGUCGAGAUGUCAUCGUCAGCGCGAUUCUGCACUGCGAUCCGGCGUGCCACGAGUCUCUCAUGGCGCACAUGUUGCGGCACUAUGAGAUUCAACAAGAGCUCUUCGAGUACAUCCAUCAGUUGUUGAGGGAAGACGACGAAGAGAAGCAGGAAGUCUUGGCCAAAGCCAAUGCAGAGGUCGAGGAGUACUUUUGGAACGCGGAUGUGAAGUACACUCUUCGGAACUUUCUGCUGCACUUCACGGACAACUCCUACUCCCUGAAAACCUGGGAGAUUUGUUCGACCUGGGCAGCGCGCGUCUCCGAGGAGUUCUUCAAGCAGGCUGACAGGGAGAGGAUGUGCAAGUUGCCGAUAGGACCGUUGAAUGACCGGGCGCGGGUCAACGUGCCAUUCGUCCAGGUCACCUUCAUCAAGCAUCUGGUUGCACCGCAAGCAAUUCUGAUAGUUAAGAUGCUCCCGAGCAUGCGUGUCUGCACGCGCUCAAUGUGGAACAACCUCCAGAGGUGGGCCUCCAAGUGGGAGCGGAGCGGCCCAGACCAUGAUGAGAUGCAGAGGGUUCGCAGAGAGAUCACGCAGCUACAUUGGGAGGCCAAUGAGGAAGAGGAAGCAGUGGAGGCUGUGAAGACGGAGAAGACGGAGAAGCUCUCUCUUGAAGGGUGA
Molecule: messenger RNA, 3513 nt
Organism: Symbiodinium necroappetens
Lineage: Eukaryota; Dinophyceae; Suessiales; Symbiodiniaceae
Source: the annotation of a GenBank genome assembly